UUAACAACGGCGACACCACCGGAGUGCAAGCUCUAAAAAUAGAUUAAUUUACCAAAGUUUACUCACCUCAAAUUCUCUCUGUUGAAAACAAAGUGCGCGUUUUCCUCUUUUUUUUUUUUUUUUUUUUUUUUGUUAUUUUCCGCACAAAUAUAGCUGCAGAUAAAGAGCGCCAGCUGUUUGUUUACAUCCAUUUUCAAGAUCCCGCGCACAGUGUGUUGCUUAGCAGCUGUCUCAAUCGUAAACGUUUGUGUUCUUCUCCGACUGUCAACGAUUAAAAUCGGCUCCAGUUGAAGGAAACAAUCGGUAUGUGUGUUCUGUUCAGUCUUAGAAUGUUUCAGCUAAUCGUUAGGUGUGUCCCCGGCUUUAAGCCCCAUUUAGUGUGUUUUUGUUUAAAACACUUUUGCUACAGUUACUCCUGUCGUUUACACUACUCUGCACUACACUACAUGGCUGCCCACAUUGUUCGCUCUGCAUGUCCUUGACGACCAUGUAAACAAUAACAUGGAGACUCACUGAACUGCAGUCUUUGCUGGCUUUGUUGUCAUUUUUAGCAGCCAUUAUACAGUUAAACUCUACAUUUUUUAAUACCGCGGCUACCUACAUGAGCAAGAGGCAACUGUUUACACUUGUACACGCAUGCCCAGUGUUCAUGAACGGUCAUGUGACAAGCGUUUUCAGUUGUGUAGUGUAGACGGAGAUCAUUUCUGAAAUGCUGUGGAAACACCAGUGAAGACGACCAUUUCAAACGCAUUACUGUAAACAGGGCCUUAGUUAGUUUUCAUUAGUUAUCAUUGGUAUCAUUGGUUCCUGUUUUUUUCCUUUCUGUUUCGUUUGUUUUCACGUUUUCUUAGAAUGUUUGCAUUAGUUUCCAUGGUUAUUCAUUGUCUGAGUAAUUUACCCACCUGUUUCUUGCUUCCUCGCUUUGAUUAACCUUUGUAUACAGCAUAUAGCCUUGAGUUUGGUGUGCUUUGUCCAAUCUCAUUGUUCUUUAAUGGUUGCUAUUUUGCUGGGUGUUUGUAUUCUGAUCUCUUGAGAGUCUGUUAAUUUGAUUUGAGUGUUUAUUAAAAUUAACUGCUGCAUUUAGAUCCAGCCUCUAUAUGAUCCUUGUCUCAACCGUUGCUGACAGUUAAGCUUUAUUGUCAUAUUUUUCAAGUACUGAAGUGAAAAAUUAGAACACUACCACAGAGGUGGUAUUGGAUUUCUGAGUUUGUAGUGAACAUUAGAAUUGAGGGGAAAAGAGUAGAGACUUGAACCGUUUUUAUUUUCAGUACUCAAAAUUUAAUAGCUGUUUCAAUGGGUCAAGGAGAAGCACUAUAUAGUGUUUGGCCUGCUGGGUUUUACAAGAUUACUGUGUUGCCAACUCAACAUUUGUGUUUAUUUGGUUUACAAAAAAGAAUGUUGUAAAAAAAAAAAAAAUCAGAUACUGUUUUUAAGGACUUGCAUCCGAGAAGACAUUUAAAAGAAAACCACAUAUGGUGAAAUCUUUCUGGAAUACCCCCAUAAUAUCUGGCUUAUCUACAGUUGCUGUGUCAUGAGCUGAAGAUUUGUUAUAAAGGAAGCAUCACGCUUGAGUCAUAAUGUUUAUCUUCAUAUCAGCUUCAUAACAGUUAUAUGUGCAAGUGUUUUACUCACGCGAAAGACAGCCAGAGCAUGACAAAUGGAAAGCUAGAACAGAUCCAGGCUUCCAGUGACGACAGCCUCAUUAUGCGUUUAUAAGAGCGCCUGUCUGAGCUCACCACUAUCUAGUUGGAGGAGAUUCAGCCAGACAACACAUCGGAAGUGAACGGAUAGUGACUCUGGAUCUAUAAUCUGGAGCUGUCACUUAACAUGAAAGUGUCCCAAUGGAACUAAAUUCAUCGAACGUCGCCUGCAACGAAACAGUCGCCUGGAUAUGGCUGUCUUCUCUCCAGCCUCCAUUUCUGGCUCUUAUCAGCAUCCUGGGAGUGGUGGGCAACAGUCUGGUCCUCUGCGUGUUCUGUUUCCAGCGGAAGCCGUGCAGCGUAGCUGAUGUGUAUCUGGGCAACCUUGCAGCUGCAGACCUCAUUAUGGUCCUCUGUUUGCCCUUCUGGGCGGUCACUAUCGCCCGAAACUAUCAGUGGAACUUUGGUCAACUGCUCUGCAAGGUGGUCAACACCGCCAUCUCGAUGAACUACUACUGCAGCAUACUUUUCCUAGUGCUAGUCAGCGUGGACCGCUACCUCGCCCUGGCCAAACCCAUGACUCCCAGUAGGCUGAGAUGCCCCAAAUGGGCCAGGCGUAUCUGCGUGGUGAUUUGGGCGGUUGGAUUCACCCUCAGCCUCCCAGCAAUGCUCUUCCGAGGAGUAAAUUUCGUUCCAGUCGUAGAGGUGGAAGCCUGCUACCUAGUGUACCCUCAUCCGGCCUGGGUGCUCCAACGGAACAUUACGAUGAACUUGAUUGGAUUCCUGGUUCCCCUGCCAAUCAUUUCGCUUUGCACCUAUCACAUGGUCAAGGCACUUAAAAAUCGUGGUGUGGUGAUUCAACCGAGGGUGCAGACGGAGAGGAAGGCUGCUCAUCUGGUUCUGACGGUCCUCGCAGUGUUUCUCCUGUGCUGGACACCCUUCCAGCUACUGCGUUUCCUUAACACACUUGACUACUUUAAUCUCCUUGCUGGGUGCCUCUGGGAGCACAUAUUACAAAUAGGCAAUGAGCUGGCUACUUAUUUAGGGUAUAGCAAUAGCUCAAUUAACCCUUUCUUGUAUGUUAUCGUAGGGAGUCACUUCCGAAAGAAAGCUCGAGGAGUUUUUUGGAGUCUUUUGCAUCCCAGACGGAAGAGCAGCUCCUCUGUGCUCACAAACGUUACUGUUAUUAGCAAGUGUGGUGACAGUCCCAAAGACAACAGAAUAACACCGCUGACUCUAAGAGCUGUAUACCCACCCCUCACACCUCAUAUAGUGUGCAGGUCAUUAUGAAGAUACAAAGAAACUCAAACGGAGGAGGUUCGAUUCCCAGGAGAAACAUAUAUACCUCUUAUUUGUUUAAUUGUGCAAUCCCGUUUUCCUUCCCUCGCAUCUAUUCUUUCCAUCUUAGCUGAGGUGUGGAAAGAAUGAGAUGCGAGGAAAGAGGAAUCAGUGGAAUAUUCAAGUGUCAAAUCAAUAAUUACUGAUGAUUUCGCACUAAAAUGUUUUGAAAAGACUUUUGUAAAGGUAUAAAAACAUCUGUGGACUAAUGUGUUUGGUUUUAAUAUUAUUAGUGAACUGAAAGAGUGUAUUGUAUUGUUAAUCUUUUACAGUUACUUACAACAUUUCAUUUUCACGAAAGCAAAUUUAAUAACCACAAACCUUUAUUUAUUGUUUUUUUUUAAACCAAGGAGUAUAUUCAAAACCAAAGCUGUUUUUGAAUAUAUAAUGUAUAUAUUUAAUGUGUAUUUAUAUCAUUGUACUUUGUGUUAUAUUAAUAAAAAUAAUUCAAACUGUCUAUUUAAAUACUGUGAUAAAACAUUACUUUGUACUGCUUUAAUACCUUGCUGUGCUGUUAUGUUUAUGUAGCUGGUUAAACAAGAUAUUUUAAAUAAAGCAAGCUGUACUGUUGAUAUGUGAAAUAUGUUUUUGGCCGAGGUUCAGGGAAGGAUACACCUAUGUUUCCUAGUUCUCCAUUCUCCUUUGGAAGCUUCCCUUAUAGUGGGUUUUGUAAAUUGAUAUAUCCUUCAUGAUGGUGCUCGAUCGAUUUCUGGUUCAUGGAGGACAGAGCAGUGAGCAACCAAGGAGCAAUUAGAGUAUUUAGAAGCACAUCACUUUGAAAAAGUGCAUUAUAGUUUCAUUGUUACAUGGGUCAAUGAUGUGAUGGAUCAUUUUUUUUGUCCAAAGGCCUUAAUAAUAAUAAAAAACAAAGAUAUGACAUCCAAAGGUAGUACAGCUAGAUCACAUUUAUUGAAUCCAAAAGGUUUUAAUUAUAUUUUGCUACAUGUAAAUGUAUUUUAAAGAUUUUGAAGUGUCAAAAGGUCAUUCGAUUUAACCGUCCAAAGGCCAACACAGCCAUUUCAUUUGU
Messenger RNA from Megalobrama amblycephala (Wuchang bream), 4005 nucleotides. Its product is annotated as B2 bradykinin receptor. The transcript is spliced from 2 exons. Gene Ontology annotation, cellular component: membrane. The coding region runs from base 1842 to 2930 and encodes 362 amino acids. The record is from RefSeq and is a predicted model, not a curated record. Lineage: Eukaryota; Metazoa; Chordata; Actinopteri; Cypriniformes; Xenocyprididae. Gene Ontology annotation, molecular function: bradykinin receptor activity. Gene Ontology annotation, biological process: neutrophil chemotaxis; immune response; smooth muscle contraction.